UUUAAAAUAACAUAACAUACCCUUGGAGAUAGAUUUAUUCAAACGUGUUGCACUGCCAUCCCUCAUUGAGGCUAAUGUAUAUACAAAAAAUGAGGAAAUUAAUAAAAAAAUGUAUGUUUCCUUAAGCCAUCUGGAAAAACAGGCCGCAAGGACCAUGAGUAAAUAAUAUCAGUUGUACUUUACCAUUUCAGAAUGAUUUUGCAGUCGGCAGUAGUUGACCGACACAUGAGCCAUAUGCCGUUUGCCCCUGCUAUAAAGAUAGGUAGGACUAUUAGAGUCAACUUACUCACAAGUGAAAUAUCCUCUGUGGGUGAAUGGAUUAAAGCUGAGCCUGAAGUGAACUGUGGAUGCAGAGGCUGCUCCAACUUACAGCCUACAGUCUGAAGCAGGUCAUUUUGAAUGCAGUGUCUCUGGCUUACGCUGGGUUUGUAAGGAAAAGGUCAGCUUCAGGUACCAGUUUGGCUCUUGGGAGGAACACAUGGAGAGGCUGGAAACCAUGCACUACAUCCCUGCAGGCCCCCUACUGGACAUUACAGUAAUUGCUGGAAAGUUAGACCAAGCUUAUCUGCCACACUGGAUCUGCACAGAAGACAACCCUACAAUUUUAGGCAAGUUUGCAGUCCUGCACAUAGAUGCCUGUGGAGACGUUGUGGAACCAGUGUCUGAGGUCACACCAUCCCAUGUAAAGUUGUCCCAGCCAAUUUUCUCUCCAAGAGGAGUCCUGAUGAGAGCUGGGUUUCGAGUGAAAAUUAACUGUAAAGUGUUAAUAUACAAGACCAACAAAGCAUUCCUAACACUACAUGUUUAUCUGAUCCCUCGUGAUCCCGGUCUACAACAGACAAUAAAAAACAAGGAAUUAUCCAGUGGAUACAAAAUAAUCCAAAAGCCAUACCCAGAGAAGUCCCUGAAAAUGCGCGAACGUUAUAUCCUCACAGCCGAUAUGGACCAUGCAGAAAUUUACCCUGAGAAAUUAAAGCUAAUAUACGAAGGCGGUGACCCAAACUUCUUUGAAGUGUUCAUUGAAAAUCCCGACAGUCAUUUCCAGCUCACACUCAGACAUGAAUCUGAAACAGUAUGGACCUGUGCAAUUAGAAAAGAUGACUAUAAUGAUACUGGCGAUAUUCAGGUGAUUUACGAUAAGGAGCUUGCCAGACUGAGGCCUAAACUUGUAGAGAAAGUGUCCAACGUACUGAUUAAACAGCUGCUGGAUGAUCUUUUAGAGGAUGGUGUCUUGAAUGAUGGGGAGAAAGACUCAAUACUUCAGGAGAGCUGUACCAGUGCAGACAGGGCGCGCUGCCUCAUUGACAUGGUUAGGAAGAAAGGACGCGAAGCCAGCAGGAAGAUAUUUACUCGCCUUCAAAGCAGAGACCCUACACUCUCCGCUGAGCUGGGGCUGCCCUCUGGCCUACUUGUCUAGCCAGGUUAGGUCUGACUCAGCAGAGCUGGCCAAUGAUAGUGAGUUACUGAGGACUUGAUCUUAUUUAUAUUUCAGUACCUGCAAAGUGCCUGAGCUAAAGGGACCUUUAUUAUCUUAUUGUUUGACAUCAAAUUUUUAAAGUGUGGAGCACAGAGAAAUAUAGUUUUGAACAGUGAUCUGAUAGCAGCGAUACUUCAUCUUGGUGUUCCUGCACUGUUCAAGGAGGAGUAAAAUCCACACUCAUCCCUGCUCCUAAUUCAUUAUGCACUGAAAGCCACAUUAAGUGUUUAACAGGUUUCAUUUUUAUUGUUAAUAUGUUUAAUCAACUCGCAGCACUCGAUCAAAGCUUCACUAAUUAAUAUUUUUUGUAUUACAAAUUGGUAAAGUAAUGUGAAAGGGGUGUCUUGAUAUCGAGUUUCCAGCUUGAUCUAAGAUGAAGGGUAUAUUGCAUAGUUUUAAGCACAUAUUCAUUAAAAUGUAUUGUAAAUUUGUACAGUAGUUGCUUUUAUUUUUAUUCCUCUUACUGUCCUACUACACACAUGUUCCCUUCUCUAAGAAUGAAGCACUGAUUUGUGUGCCGUAAAUUAGUAGUAGUAGUACCUUAAAUUUAUUUGAAUUUGUUUUCAAUAACAUACUCUUG
This is a messenger RNA of Perca fluviatilis (European perch), 2057 nucleotides long. Its product is annotated as apoptosis-associated speck-like protein containing a CARD. Lineage: Eukaryota; Metazoa; Chordata; Actinopteri; Perciformes; Percidae. The transcript is spliced from 8 exons. Gene Ontology annotation, biological process: regulation of apoptotic process. The coding region runs from base 479 to 1417 and encodes 312 amino acids. The record is from RefSeq and is a predicted model, not a curated record.